AUGGUCGGUUUGGACCUGAAGAAUCGACACAGAAAGGUGUUUGUGGAGCUGAACGAGCUGGUGAUCGACAGGAACCAGGAGCUGCAGUGGAGGGAGACAGCUCGAUGGAUCAAGUUUGAGGAGGAGGUGGAGGAGGAGACAGAGCGCUGGGGGAAGCCUAAAGUCCCCUCCCUCUCCUUCCGUUCCCUGCUGGAGCUCCGAAAAACCAUGUCCCAUGGGGCGGUGCUCCUGGACCUGAAGCAGGGGACUCUUCCGGGGAUCGCUCAGCAGGUGGUGGAGCAGAUGGUGAUCUCUGAUCAGAUCAAAGCUGAAGACAGAGCCAACGUCCUGAGAGCCCUGCUGCUCAGACACAGCCAUCCCAGUGAUGAGAAAGACCACAGUCUGUUCAGCAAGAACAUCUCUGCAGCCAAUGUGGCCAACUUGAUUGACAGACACAUUGGCCAAUCAGAGCACUCCACCAAUGUGACCAAUCACAGAGAGGCUGAUGGAGAGAAAAACAAGAAAAGAAGCCCUGCCCUCUGUCACUCCAGAUCCAAACAUGAAGAGAAGCUGAUGGAAAAGAUCCCGGAGAGAGCGGAGGCCACUGUUGUCCUUGUGGGCAGUGUAGGCUUCCUGGACCAGCCCUCCAUGGCCUUCGUGAGGCUGCAGGAGGCGGUUCUGUUGGAGUCGGUCCUAGAGGUUCCUGUCCCUGUGAGGUUCCUCUUCCUCCUGUUGGGCCCGCCCACCGCCAACAUGGACUAUCACCAGAUUGGACGAUCCAUCUCUACGCUCAUGUCAGACAAGCACUUUCAUGAGGCUGCGUAUCAGGCUGACGACCGCCAGGACCUGCUGGCAGCCAUCAACCGUUUUCUGGAUUGUAGCGUGGUCCUCCCUCCCUCUGAGGUCGGCGAUGAUGAAAUGCUUCACUCAGUCGCUCGCUUCCAACGAGAAAUGCUCCGAAAGAGGGAGGAGGAGCAGAGCGGGAAACUGCAGGAGAAACAGAGCAGCACUCAGCAGGAUGAAGAUUCUCUUGUUCCCUCCAAACACGGAGACGAGCCCCUGAAACGUUCAGGCCGUCUCUUCGGAGGUCUGAUCAAAGAUGUGACUCGACGUUACCCUCAGUACCUCAGCGACCUUCAAGAUGCUCUGAACCCGCAGUGCAUGGCCGCCAUCAUCUUCAUCUACUUCGCAGCACUGUCACCUGCCAUCACCUUCGGUGGACUCCUGGGUGAGAAAACAGACGGUCUGAUUGGUGUAUCUGAGCUGAUAGUCGCCACGUCGCUGCAGGGUAUAGUCUUCAGCGUCCUGAGCGCUCAGCCUUUGCUGAUCAUCGGCUUCUCUGGACCGCUGCUGGUGUUUGAAGAGGCUUUCUACACUUUUUGUAAAGAUAACGGGAUCGAGUAUCUGACAGGCCGGGUGUGGAUCGGGUUCUGGCUGGUGCUGAUCGUAGUCCUGACUGUGGCCUUCGAGGGGAGCAUCCUGGUCCGCUUUGUUUCCCGUUUCACUCAGGAAAUCUUCUCCUUUCUCAUCUCCCUCAUUUUCAUCUACGAGACAUUCGCCAAACUGAUCAAGAUCUUUCAGGAGCAUCCCCUUCAAAACUGUUACCAUGGAAACAACACAGUGUCCUCAUCUAAAUGCAACUACACCGCAGCAGCAAGGGAUUCUGGGAAGAUUGUUGGAGAACCAAACACAGCCCUGCUGUCAUUCGUGCUCAUGGCUGGGACGUAUUUCAUUGCUUUCUACCUGCGCAAGUUCAAGAACAGCUCCUUCUUCCCCGGGAGGCUCCGUCGGAUCAUCGGUGACUUUGGUGUUCCCAUAGCAAUCCUCAUCAUGGUUCUGGUGGACUACAGCUUUGAGGACACCUACACCCAGAAGCUGAACGUGCCCAGUGGAUUCUCAGUGUCCAGUCCAGAGAAGCGUGGUUGGCUAAUUUCUCCUCUGGGGUCGGACGGGCAGUUUCCUGUUUGGAUGAUGGCCGCCAGCAUCCUUCCUGCCAUCCUGGUCUUCAUUCUCAUCUUCAUGGAGUCUCAGAUCACAGCGUUGAUCGUCAGUAAGAAGGAGAGGAUGCUGGCGAAGGGCACUGGUUUUCACGUGGACCUCCUCAUCAUCGUGGUGGUGGGUGGGCUUUCAGCAAUGUUGGGGUUGCCGUGGUUAUCAGCCGCCACGGUUCGCUCUGUCACACACACCAAUGCCCUCACGGUCAUGAGCAAAGCUGUCGCCCCUGGAGACAAACCACGCAUCGAGGAGGUGAAGGAGCAGAGGGUGACCGGCUUCCUGGUGGCUGUUUUAGUUGGUCUGUCCAUCGUCAUUGGGGAGGUCUUACGUCAGAUCCCUCUGGCAGUUCUAUUCGGGAUCUUCCUCUACAUGGGUGUGAUGUCACUGAACGGGAUCCAGCUCACUGACAGACUCAUCCUGCUGCUGAUGCCCCCAAAGUACCACCCCGACCAAAGCUAUGUCCGCAAGGUGAGGACGCUGAGGAUGCACCUGUUCACUAUCGUCCAGCUGAUCUGUCUGUCUGUCCUGUGGGUUGUCAUGGCGACAGCAGCCGCGCUGGCGUUCCCCUUCAUGCUGCUGCUGACCAUCCCUGUGAGGAUGCUGGUGCUGCCCCGUAUCUUCAGCUGGAGAGAGAUUCAGAGUCUGGAUGCUGAUGAUGCAGAGCCUCACCUGGAGGAGAAGGAGGGGCAGGACGAGUACUCACAGCAGCAGAUGCCUGUGUGACCAGUCUGCAGCCUUGUGAUUGGCUGAUCCACCUCCUUCAUUAGCAUAUCCAACAUGUAUCCUGUAGCAUUGCUUGAAAAUCCUGUUUUUUAUGAAUCCGACUUUGUCUUCUUGAUUCAUGGGACGGUCUCGUCUCCGACUCUGAUGAUGCUGCUCAACAAACCGCUUCAAUCUGAACUCUAUUCUCUGUCGUUUGUUUUAAAGAUCAAACUAACUGAACGCAGUCCGUCCUACUUUUGUCCCAUGCUGAAUGUUUCUAUCAAUAAAGGCAAAUUCAUGAUUAA
Messenger RNA from Labrus bergylta (ballan wrasse), 2981 nucleotides. NCBI's taxonomy places the organism in Eukaryota, Metazoa, Chordata, Actinopteri, Labriformes, Labridae. The record is from RefSeq and is a predicted model, not a curated record.